This is a messenger RNA of Symbiodinium sp. CCMP2456, 303 nucleotides long. The record is from the annotation of a GenBank genome assembly. NCBI's taxonomy places the organism in Eukaryota, Dinophyceae, Suessiales, Symbiodiniaceae.
AUGACGCCACAGGGCACCGGCGCUAUGGGCCAGAAGCUCGAUUCCGACGAGGUGGACGUGGCCGUCAUGCUCUCAGAGGGCGCUGUGGCCCGAAUCGUGGAUGGUUCCACGACGAAGGUCUGGCGGAAAUCUUGCAGUUGGUUUCGUGUUUGGAAGUUGAUCAAAUUUGGUAGGUCCAACAGCCCUGAAGCCAUUUUUCAGAUCCGGCAGGAAACAUCUGCGCACACCCAAGAGGUAUUUGUCAUUGGCUUGACAACGGAGGCGCGACAUCAAAGUCGGGGUGACAGCCUGGACAACGGCUAA